AUGGAUGAGUCUGUACCUUCGAAGAGCCAGUCUAAGAAGCUGGCUAAACGUGAAAAAAAGAUGGCUAAAUUUGAGGCCAAACAAGAAAAACUUUUGUCAGAUACUUCAAAGAAUCAAAAAUCGUCAAAGAAAGACAAAUUAAAAAAGGAGCAAGUUGUUCUGAAUGCAGUGGCAGACACGUCUGGCAAAAAAGAUAUGACUGGUGAAAUGCCUGAAUCAUACUCCCCCAAAUAUGUUGAAGCCAUGUGGUACGAAUGGUGGGAGCGUAGUGGGUUUUUCAAACCGGAAUUUCGGAUUGAAAGCCCAGACAAAUUUGUUAUGGUUAUACCUCCCCCAAACGUCACAGGAGUCUUGCAUUUGGGCCACGCUUUGACAAACAGCGUUGAAGAUGCUAUUACACGAUGGCACAGAAUGAAUGGAAAAGUUACACUCUGGAUUCCUGGAUGUGACCACGCCGGUAUCGCCACUCAGGUAGUGGUAGAAAAAAAGUUGUGGAGAGAGAAAAAACUCACUCGACAUGACAUUGGACGUGAUGAAUUUGUGAAAGAAGUUUGGAAAUGGAAAGAAGAAAAGGGUGAUCGCAUUUAUCAACAACUCAGAGCUUUAGGAAGUUCUUGUGAUUGGUCUCGAGCUAGAUUCACUAUGGAUCCAUCUAUGAGUAAAGCUGUUACAGAGGCUUUUAUUCGUUUAUACAAUGAUGGUUUAAUUUAUCGAAGCCUUCGGUUAGUCAAUUGGUCCUGUACUUUACGUUCAGCCAUAUCAGAUAUUGAAGUAGAUAAACAAGAACUUUCUGGACGUACUUUACUUCGUGUUCCUGGCUAUAAUAAACCUGUAGCAUUCGGAGUUAUUACAUCAUUUGCUUACCCUCUUUUACCUGAUCCUAGUAAAGCUGAAUCAGACACUGAAAUUGUUGUCGCAACCACACGACUUGAAACAAUGUUAGGUGAUACGGGCGUUGCUGUACAUCCUGACGAUAAUCGUUAUCGACAUUUAAUUGGUCGCCUAAUCAAACAUCCACUUAUUCCGGAUAGAUUAAUUCCAAUCGUUGGUGAUACAUUUGUUGAUCCGAAUUUCGGAACUGGUGCUGUAAAAUUAACACCUGCUCAUGAUCAUAAUGAUUGGGAAGUUGGGAAAAGGCAUUCACUUCCUACUGUAAUAGUAAUUGGUGAAGAUGGUCUGAUGACAUCUGCUGCAGGUCCCAGAUUUGAAGGACUUCAAAGAUUCAUGGCUCGGGAUGCCGUUCGGAAAGCUCUCGAUGAAUUAGGCUUGUAUAGAGGUGAAAAAGAUAAUCCUAUGAUUGUACCGAUAUGUUCUCGAAGCAAAGAUAUUGUUGAACCUAUGUUGAAACCGCAAUGGUACCUACGUUGUCAGGAUAUGGCUAUUGCCGCAAUGAAGGAGGUAUCGGAAGGUCGCUUACGUGUUAUUCCUAGUUUCCAUAUUCGUACAUGGAAUAAUUGGCUUAAAGAUUGUCAUGAUUGGUGUAUUUCUCGACAAUUAUGGUGGGGACAUCGUAUUCCUGCUUAUCAUAUUUCAAUGAAACAUCCUGGUGUAGAUCAUUUAGAAGUUUUGGAUCCUACAGAUCAUAAUUCAUGGGUAGUUGGUCAUACAAUUGAAGAAGCACUUCGAAAAGCCUGUGAAAAAUUCAACUGUCCGCCAGAAAGCUUAAUUUUAAAACAAGAUAAUGAUGUAUUAGAUACAUGGUUCUCUUCACAAUUAUUUCCAUUCUCUGUAUUUGGUUGGCCUGAGCAAACACCAGAUUUAAAAGCUUAUUAUCCUGGGAGUUUAUUAGAAACUGGGCAUGAUAUUAUAUUUUUCUGGGUUGCACGUAUGGUUAUGAUUGGUUUGAAAUUAAUGGGACAAUUACCAUUUCAUACAGUCUAUUUACAUGCUAUGGUUCGUGAUGCUCAUGGUAAAAAAAUGAGUAAAUCUUUGGGUAAUGCAAUCGAUCCGGUAGAUGUCAUCAAUGGAAUAUCUUUAGAAGAUUUACAAAAACAGUUAGAACAAGGUAAUCUUGAUCCGAAUGAAUUAACACGUGCUCGUCAAGCUCAAGCGAAAGAUUUUCCUAAAGGUAUUCCUGAAUGUGGAACUGACGCUCUUCGAUUUGCUUUAUGUGCUUAUACAGCUCAAGGAAGAAAUAUCAAUUUGGAUAUAAUGCGUGUACAAGGCUAUCGAUUUUUCUGUAAUAAACUAUGGAAUGCUGUUCGUUACGCAUUAUUUCAUUGUUUAGAUAAAGAAUUUAUCCCGCCAGAUAUGACUGAUUUAAAUAGUUUAUUUAAACAAUUCAUACAACAUAAUUUAUUAUCUGGUACUGACCGAUGGAUUCUAUCAAGAUUAGCUUAUGCUGUAAUUCAAUGUAAUACAGGAUUUAUAGAAUUUCAAUUUCCUAUAGCAACUACUGCUUGUUAUCAUUUUUGGUUAUAUGAAUUAUGUGAUGUUUAUUUGGAGUAUACCAAACCUAUUAUCAGAUUAAAACAAAAUCAUUCACAAUUAUCUACUAUGGAAAUUGAACGAAUUCAAUUAGUUUGUCAAAUACUUUAUGUUUGUAUCAAUUGUGGUCUACGUUUAUUACAUCCAUUUAUGCCAUUUAUUACAGAAGAAUUAUAUCAACGUCUGCUAACUAGAAGUAAUAAUAAUAAUAAUACUGUAAAUACUAUGGAUAGUUUAUGCGUGAAAUCCUAUCCUAAACUCAAUGAUGUAACUGUAUUACGUGAUGAAAAUGGAGUUGAAGCAGAUUUCCACCUGGUACUUAAUAUUAUUCAUCGUAUUCGUGGAUUACUUUCAGCUUGUCAUAUACCAAUUUCACUUGCUAAUCGUCAACCUUUAAAUGUUUUAUUAAUUGCAUCUGAAACUAUAUUAUCUACUCUUAUUAAUGGACAAUAUGUAAGUGAUGUAAUUGAACCAUUAGGUCGUUGUCGUGUUAUACAAAUGGUUUCAGAUCGUAAAAAUGCUAACACUUCUGGUUGUGUUAGCGGAACAGUUUCAGCAAGUGAUAUUUUAUGGUCCAACGAAGAGUCACCUGUUAAUACAGUCCCUGAAGAUAAUGACGAUGCUAGUAUGUUGAAUGGUGGAAAUCUAUGUUCCGAUGAUCAAUUAAAUUCUGUACUUGUUAUUAAAAAUUCACCUUCAAUCAUUCCAGCAACUUGUCAAAUAUUUCUACAUGUUGCCGGAUUAAUUGAUGUUGCAGUGGAACAGAAACGAUGUCAAUAUCGUUUAGUGGAAUUGAAAGAUUCCAUUGAAAGUUUGGAGAAAAAACGUCAACAUUCAACGUAUUCUGAGAAAGUACCAAUGAAAACUCAAUUGAUGGAUACGAAAAAGUUAUAUGAAUUAAACUUAGAAUUAGAAGGAUUAAAAGAGGUUAUUUCCAAUUUAAAUGAUAUGAAACAAAUUGAUGAGAAUGAUUCUUCAAUGACAAUUGGUGAAAUACUAUUGGAUGCUUUAUGUAAUUAUCUUGAUGUACAACAAAUACCAUUGGAUCUGUUUGAUCUUGAAGCGAAAAUUGACUAUAUUCUAAGCGAUGAAUUAAAAGGAGGAGAUCAAGUUUUACAAUAUUGUCAAAUUAAACAAUGGUUAUCAUGGAGUAUACGAAUCUUAUCAUUGAAUCAUAAAAUUGAUUCCAAAAAAUAUUCAAUCUAUAGAAAAUUGGUUGAAAAUUAUUUACUGAAUAAUAUUGCACUCUAUUUAAUUGGUACAAAUAAACCAACCAUAGCAGAUAUUAUUGUUGCUUAUACAUUAAUACAAUAUACGGAUCAUUCUGAAUGGAUCUCUUUCAAUAAUAAUAAACAACAUAUUGUUGUAUGGUUUGAUAAAUUGAAAGAUUAUUUCAGUAAAUCAAAUAAGAUGAGAUCACUUUUCAAAUGA
Molecule: messenger RNA, 3858 nt
Organism: Schistosoma rodhaini
Lineage: Eukaryota; Metazoa; Platyhelminthes; Trematoda; Strigeidida; Schistosomatidae
Source: the annotation of a GenBank genome assembly